Molecule: messenger RNA, 3144 nt
Organism: Jaculus jaculus (lesser Egyptian jerboa)
Lineage: Eukaryota; Metazoa; Chordata; Mammalia; Rodentia; Dipodidae
Product: sodium- and chloride-dependent transporter XTRP3A-like
Exons: 11
Coding region: 3-2042 (679 amino acids)
Biological process (GO): sodium ion transmembrane transport
Cellular component (GO): plasma membrane
Molecular function (GO): L-proline transmembrane transporter activity
Source: RefSeq, a predicted model, not a curated record
GAAUGGAGUCACCUUCAACACAGGCGGCCUCUCUGUCAGAGGACAAGAAACCACGGGCCUGGGGAAGCCCACAAUGCCCCAAUCAGUACGCAGGGAGGCUGCAAGGAGCCGAAUGCACCGAGCGUGGGGCCAUGGAGAAAGCACGGCAGCAGUGGAGCAACCCACUGCAGUUCCUGCUAAUCUGUGUUUCCUACGCCGUAGGCCUGGGCAAUGUGUGGCGUUUUCCUUACCUGUGCCAGAUGUACGGUGGAGGGAGUUUCCUGGUCCCCUACAUCAUCAUGCUCAUUCUGGAAGGGAUGCCUCUCUUGUACAUGGAGUUGGCUGUGGGGCAGCGCAUGCAGCAGGGCAGCAUCGGUGCCUGGAGGACCAUCAGCCCUUACCUCAGCGGUAUUGGCACUGCUAGUUUGGUGGUCUCCUUCUUGGUCGCCAUCUAUUACAACGUCAUCAACAGCUGGGCCUUUUGGUACCUCUUGCACUCCUUCCAGGAUCCCCUGCCGUGGUCUGUCUGUCCACUGAAUGACAACCUUACAGGCUAUGAUGAGGAGUGUGAGAAGGCUUCAUCGACGCAGUAUUUCUGGUACAGGAAAACACUCAACAUCUCACCGUCCAUCCAGAAUAAUGGGGGUGUGCAGUGGGAGCCAGCACUGUGCCUCAGCCUGGUCUGGCUGAUGGUGUAUCUAUGCAUCCUGCGCGGUACCGAGUCUACUGGCAAGGUUGUCUACUUCACCACAUCACUGCCCUACUGUGUGCUGAUUAUCUACCUGGUCCGCGGUCUCACACUCCAUGGGGCCUCCAAUGGUCUGGUGUACAUGUUCACCCCCAAGGUUGAGCAGCUAGCCAACCCCAAGGCAUGGAUCAGUGCAGCCACACAGAUCUUCUUCUCACUGGGCCUGGGGUGUGGUGGUCUGAUAGCCUUCGCCAGCUACAAUGAGCCCUCAAACGACUGCCAGAAGCACGCCAUCAUCGUGAUCAUCAUCAAUAGCACCACUGCCAUAUUUUCCAGCAUCGUUACCUUCUCUAUCUAUGGCUUCAAGGCCACUUUCAACUAUGAAAACUGCCUAAGCAAGCAGGAGGCUGCCAUGAGGCUUGGGAACCUCAACCUCUCUAGUCAUGAAUGUCAAGCUGAUGGUCUGCUCUGCAGGGUGAUUCUACUGCUGACCAAUUCUUUUGACCUUGAAGAUGGCUUUUUGACAGCCAGCAACCUGGAGCCGAUGAAGGACUACCUGGCAUCCACCUACCCAAGCAAGUACAGUGAGGUGUUCCCACACAUUAGAAACUGCAGCUUGGAAUCAGAGCUGAACACGGCUGUCCAGGGCACAGGCCUGGCCUUCAUCGUCUACACAGAGGCCAUUAAAAACAUGGAGGUGUCCCAGCUCUGGUCGGUGCUCUACUUCUUCAUGCUGCUGACGUUGGGUAUGGGAAGUAUGCUGGGGACUGCUACAGCCAUCCUCACCCCUCUGACUGACAGCGAAGUCAUUUCCAAGCGCCUGCCCAAGGAGGCCGUCUCAGGUCUGGUGUGUCUUGUCAGCUGUGCCAUCGGCAUGGUGUUCACCAUGGAGGCUGGAAACUACUGGUUUGAUAUAUUCAAUGACUAUGCAGCCACGCUGUCCCUGCUGCUCAUCGUGCUGGUGGAGAUCAUUGCUGUGUGCUACAUAUAUGGGUUAAGGAGAUUUGAAAGUGACCUUCAGGCCAUGACUGGCAGCAGCCUCAACUGGUACUGGAAGGCCAUGUGGGCUGGCGUGUGCCCCCUGCUCAUCAUCGGCCUUUUUGUCUUCUAUGUGAGUGACUAUGCCCUCGCGGGAACUCUGAAGUACCACGCCUGGGAUGCCACGCAGGGUCAUGUGGUGAGCAAGGACUACCCCUCAUUUGCAGUCGCUGUCAUUGGGCUGCUGGUGGCUUCUUCCAUCAUGUGCAUCCCUUUGGUGGCCCUGGGGACUUUCAUCACAUGUCACCUCAAGAGGAGGCCUAAGAACUGGACCUCCCCAAGACUACAGUCAGCCUCUCACCGCUGUGCAGCUUCUACCUAUGGUGGAGGAUCCUAAACUGCUUUUCAAAGCCAGAGCCCUUUGCCUGUUCAGCUUUCUGAAUCUAAAAAGAAAUACUGUUAUCCUCAUAUUAGGCUGAUAACAACUUAACAUUGGUCAUAAAUUUGGUCUACAGUAUUUUACUCUUCCUGUCCCAUAAUAUAUCUUUGUUGCCACAGUUCAUGUUUUUAAUUAUAUCUUUCUUUCUAUUCAUAACAAUUUUGAUUUUUGGCUUUCACACAAGUUACCAGAUUUAUACACUAGCAUUAUAAUAGUGGAAUAUUCUGGAUUAGGAAUUUGCUUUUACCACUGAAUGUACACUUUCAGAUUUUUUUGUUUUGUUUUUUGAGAUAGGGUCUUGCUCUACCAGGUUAACUUGGAAUUCACUAUGUAGUCUCAGGCUGACCUUGAACUUACAGUGAUCCUAUCUCUGCCUCCCGAGUGCCAGGAUUCUUUAAAAGCAUGUGCCACUAUACCCAGCUGUUUGCUUUUUGAAAUAGGGUCUUGGUAUAUAAUCCAGGUUGGUCUAAUCUAUGUAUAUUUAAGCUAGCCUAGAAACUAUUAUUUUCCUGCCUCAACUUCCCAUGUUGGGAUUACAAGAAUGAAACAACCUGGCCCUUAGGUAUUUCUUGUAAGACCAUUCUAAUAGUGAUAAAUUAAUUUUUUUCUUGUCUAGCUCAGAGUUCUGCUCUGAGUUAGAUUUCUAAAGAUUAAUGUUGCUAGAUGUAGUAUUCUUGGCUGGCACAUAUAUUUUUCUUUAGUUUGAAUAUUACAUUUUCUACUGUCCUAUUUAUUAGGAAAUUCAUUAAUAGUCUGAUAUUCCUUUAUAUAUUUCGACUUUUUUGCAUGUGUGUGGUGUUCAUAUUGUAUGCAUGUUCAUGUAUACAAUGUGUAAGCCAGAGGACCACAGAGAGUGUCUUAUUUCCUUGUUCUUUGAUACAAGAUCUCUUAUAGAAUCUUGAACCUGCCAAUUUGGCUAGGCUAACUAGCCAGCGAGUCCCAGAGACCUCCUGUCUCUACUUCCUCCUUCUGGGAUUAUAGGCCCAUUCCACCACACCAAAUGAAUGAAAAAAUUUAAGGGCUAGAGAGAUGGCUUAGCAGUUAAGGCGCUUGCCUGCAA